Messenger RNA from Electrophorus electricus (electric eel), 2791 nucleotides. It is a transcript of the gene ncbp1, whose product is annotated as nuclear cap binding protein subunit 1. Gene Ontology annotation, cellular component: nuclear cap binding complex; nucleus. Gene Ontology annotation, biological process: regulation of mRNA processing; nuclear-transcribed mRNA catabolic process, nonsense-mediated decay; mRNA export from nucleus. Gene Ontology annotation, molecular function: protein binding; RNA cap binding; mRNA binding. The record is from RefSeq and is a predicted model, not a curated record. Lineage: Eukaryota; Metazoa; Chordata; Actinopteri; Gymnotiformes; Gymnotidae.
UGUUUCUUUGAGUCCGACCCCUUUUAUUUUCAGCAUUGGCCCGGCUGCUGUAGCUAAUUAGUUAGCUAUCUUUGAGACGUUUUAAGUUUGGUAAACUGAAUUUUAGUUGUGUUGAAUAAUCAUAAGGAAACGCGAUAUAAUUGGUUUAAAUACAAUUUAAAAACCGAUUAACUUAGGCGGUAAGAUGUCAAGGAGAAGGCACAGCGACGAGAAUGAUGGUGGACAGCCUCAUAAAAGGAGGAGGACGUCUGAGCCAAUUGAAAUCGAGGAUCGGCUUGAAUCAUUGAUUUGCAGAGUUGGAGAAAAGAGUACCUCUUCUUUGGAGAGUAAUUUGGAAGGUCUUGCAGGUGUCUUGGAAGCAGAUCUCCCUAAUUAUAAAAAUAAAAUCUUGCGCAUCUUGUGUGCUGUUGCACGACUGUUGCCAGAAAAGUUAACAGUGUACACUACACUGGUGGGCCUUUUAAAUGCACGGAACUACAACUUUGGCGGGGAAUUUGUUGAGGCUAUGAUCAGGCAGCUCAAGGAGACACUGAAGUCAAACCUCUACUCUGAAGCAGUUUACCUGGUGCGUUUCCUUAGUGACUUGGUAAACUGCCACGUCAUUGCUGCUCCAUCCAUGGUUGCUAUGUUUGAAAACUUUGUCAGUGUCACACAGGAGGAGGAAAUACCACAGGUGCGCUCUGACUGGUAUGUGUAUGCUGUGCUGUCCUGUUUGCCCUGGGUUGGGAAAGAGCUCUAUGAAAAGAAGGAUGUGGAAAUGGAUCGACUUCUCAAUCAGAUUGAUGGCUAUCUGAAGAGGCGGCAGAAGGUCCAUGUGCCCAUGCUCCAGGUGUGGACAGCAGAGAAGCCCCACCCUCAGGAAGAGUUCCUGGACUGUCUGUGGGCUCAGGUGCAGAAGUUGAAGAAGGAUCGCUGGCAGGAGCGUCACAUCCUGAGGCCGUACAUUGCCUUCGACAGUGUGCUGUGUGAGGCCUUGCAGCACAACCUGCCCCCAUUCACCCCACCAGCCCACUCUGACGAGGCACUCUACCCCAUGCCUCGCGUCGUCUUCCGAAUGUUUGACUACACUGAUGCCCCUGAGGGUCCCGUAAUGCCUGGCAGCCACUCUGUGGAGAGGUUUGUGAUUGAAGAGAACCUACACUGCAUCAUCAAGUCUCACUGGAGAGAGAGGAAGACCUGUGCUGCUCAGUUGCUGAGCUAUCCUGGCAAAAACAAGAUUCCUUUGAACUAUCACAUUGUUGAGGUGAUCUUUGGGGAGCUGUUCCAGCUGCCUUCUCCUCCGCACAUUGAUGUGAUGUACACGGCGUUACUGAUCGAGCUCUGUAAGCUGCAGCCUGGGUCCCUGCCUCAAGUCCUUGCCCAGGCCACAGAAAUGCUGUACAUGAGACUGGAGACCAUGAACACAACAUGCAUAGACCGAUUUAUCAGCUGGUUCUCUCAUCAUCUGAGCAACUUUCAAUUCAGAUGGAGCUGGGAUGACUGGGCUGACUGUUUAACAGUGGACCUUGAAAAACCCAAGCCCAAAUUUGUGAGAGAGGUGUUAGAAAAAUGCAUGAGGCUGUCCUAUCACCAGCGGAUAGUGGAUAUUGUGCCUCCUAGUUUCUCUGCUUUAAUCCCAGCCGAACCACAGUACCACUACAAAUAUGGAGAUGAGAGUAACAGUUCUUUGCCUGGCUAUGCUGUGGCCAUAGCAGUGGGGAAUGCCAUCAAGAACCGUGCCUCGAAUGAGGAGAUUCUAACCACCUUGAAAGAGCUGCCCAAUCCCAACCAGGAGGAGGAUGAUGAUGAGGGCGAUGGAUUCAAUCCACUGAAAAUAGACGUGUUCCUGCAGACACUGCUUCACCUGGCUGCCAAGUCCUUCAGCCAUUCCUUCAGUGCCCUUGCCAAAUUCCAUGAAGUGCUAAAGACGCUAACUGAGAGCGAUGAGGGGAAGCUGCACAUUCUCAGGGUGGUUUAUGAAGCCUGGAGGAACCACCCACAGAUGAUCUCAGUGCUGGUGGAUAAGAUGAUUCGCACACAGAUAGUUGACUGCGCUGCUGUGGCCAACUGGAUCUUCUCUCCUGACAUGGCUCAUGAUUUCACCAGGUUUUACGUGUGGGAGAUUCUUCACUCCACCAUCCGGAAGAUGAACAAGCACGUGCAGAAGAUCCAGAAGGAGCUGGAAGAGGCCAAGGAUAAGCUGGAGAAGCAGCAGCACAAGAAGCAAAAGGACAGUGGUGAUGAAGAGGACAUGGAGAAGAACAGUGAAGAUGAGGAUGGUCAGCUUGAGGAGCAGAUUGAGCGGCUGCAGGAGAAGGUGGAGUCAGCGCAGAGUGAACAGAAGAACCUCUUCCUCGUCAUCUUCCAGCGUUUCAUCAUGAUAUUGACUGAGCACUUGGUACGCUGUGAGACGGGGAGCGUAGACAUCAACACUUGCUGGUACAAGAACUGCAUUGAGCGACUGCAGCAGAUCUUCCUCAUGCAUCAUGUGACCAUCCAGCAGUACAUGGGAACCUUGGAGAACCUGCUCUUCACAGCCGAGCUGGACCACCACAUCCUGGCUGUGUACCAGCAAUUCUGCGCCCUUCAGCUAUGAGGAUGCAGCGGAGGCUCUACAGCUAAGCGCCGAGCUAAGACCCCCCCCCCCCCCCCCCAGUUCGAAUGUUUAGCUUUGGCUUGUAUGUUGUAUGGCAUUCAAAGUAUUGGUUAUGUCCACCAAAUGAGAUGAGCUUUGGAAAUGGUUUUGUUUUGGCCUCCAGUAGUGCUACUGGAGGGCUAUUGAUACUCGUGUAGAUUCCCCCCCCCCCCCCCC